AUGGUCCGCUCGGCCGCCCCCCUGCUCCUCCUGGCCAUGACUCUCCCCCUGGUGGGGUCACCAGGGGCCCAAGCGUCCCAACCUGGACCCAGUCAGGUGGGAGGGGAGCCUGGGCAGCAAUUGGACCGAAACAUUGGAGCAGGUGAAUCAGUCCUGGCCUCCGGCUAUGUGCGGCUGGACUUCUCCGACGAGACUUGGCCCGCCGCACUGUCCAGGCCCCUGACUCUGCCUCCUGCCUCCGCUUCCUCUGCCCCAAGAAGCCUCACUGGCCUCAGCCUCACGACAGAGUGUGCCACCAAGCCUGAUGGACUUGCCUACUGUGCUUGCCUGUCUGGGUACCAGUGGAAUGCCAGUGUCUGCUCCCGCCACGAUUCCUGCCAAUUCCUCCACAACCACCGGCCCUGCGGCUGCCUUGUCCUCAGCCCUCCAGAAGCUGGGUACUGCCAGCUACUGCCACCUGGUGCCCCUGUCCUCUGCCUCCUUUCAGUCCCAGGCACCCUGAGCCUGGACUCCUGGCUGCAGAUGCCUGGCAACACGCUGAACUUGACCCUCCUCACGAGCCACGAGACCACCAACCUGAACUGGUUCCUGCAGCGCCACAUGGGGAGCCCCAGACCCAUCCUCCUGCAGCCAGGGACACAUGUGUCCCUGUCAUCUAGCCAGGGCCAGACUGUCCUCAGCAUUGUCAACAUCUCCCAUAAGUGGGAAGGUGAGUACAGGUGCUGCUUCGAGGCCCAGGGAUUCAGGUGGGAACUGCACCAGGUAGUGAGGGUGCCCCUGCAGGCGGCAGAUGUGACUCGACUCCCGGAUCAGCUCUCCAUCUCCUGUGCGGCCUCCCCUGGCUUCCAGCUGCGCUGCUGCAUCCCCCCCACACCUCUGGGCUACCUGGCUUCCUGGAACCUUGGCGAGGGCAGCGAAGCCUCCUUACUCAACCAGCCAGAUGACCAGUGCCUUGUGCUGGCCAUUCAGCAUUGCCCGACAGCUGACACCACAUACACUUGUGACCUGCAGAGCCCAGGACUGACCCCUCUCAGGGUCCCCAUCUCUGUCUCCAUCAUCCAGGAUGAAGACACUACCUGCCCUGAGGACUCCUCAGCUGUUGCCUGGAACGUCACCAAAGCUGGCUACGUGGCACAGGCCCCAUGUCCUGUGAACAGGACGGGCAUGGUGAAGAGGACGUGCGGGCCUGAUGGAGUCUGGGGACCCAUCCACGACAGCUGCACAGACAGGGGGCUCCUCGCCUUGUUUCAGAGAGCCCAGCUGCUGUGGGAAGGCCAGGGCUGCCCUGCUGAAGAGGUACCAGAGAGCCUGGCACAGCUGCUAGAGGAGACGGAGGUGGUGCGCUCGCCCUCUGACUUACUGGCACUGCUGGGCACCAUGACAUACCUGGCCAAGGUGGUAGCAGACACCAGAAUGCAGCUUCACCCCAGUGCCCUGGAGGCUCUCCUGAAAACCACUGACAAGGUCCUAGACAUGGACAACAGUUCCCUGUGGACCACGGCCCAGGUCCAGACACCCUCGGCGAGCUCAGAUCUCCUGCUGGCUGUGGAGACCCUGGCGUGCAGCCUGCGCCCACAGGAUCACCCCUUCAGCUUCGGCUUGCCCAACGUGCAGAUGCAGACCCAGCUCCUCAGCCCCACGCUUCCUGCUGACUACAGAGUCUCCUUCUCCACUCAGCCACCUCUGCAGGCACAGAUCCUCAGACGCUCACUGGCCCCCCUGGUUACUAGUAACAAUAACAUCACAAUUACUAGCCUGGUGCUGCGAAAGCUGGACCACCUUCUACCCUCGAACUAUGGGCCAGGGCUGGGGGACUCCCUCUAUGCCACUCCCGGUCUGGUCCUCGCCAUCUCUGUCAUGGCAGGUGGCCAGGCCUUCAACAAGGGAGAAGUCAUCAUGGACUUUGGAGAUAGAGAUAGCACCCUUCACUGUGUCUUCUGGGACCACCAUCUCUUCCAGGGCAGCGGGGGCUGGUCAGAGGAAGGGUGCCAGGUGCAGGCAGCCAGUGCCAGCCCCGCCACCCAGUGCCUCUGUCGGCACCUCACUGCCUUCUCUGUCCUCAUGUCCCGACACACUGUUCCAGAAAACCCCACCCUGGAGCUGCUGAGUCAGAUGGGCUUGGUGGCCUCCAUUCUGGCGCUGCUUGUGUGCCUGGGUGUGUACAGGCUGGUGUGGAGAGUUGUGGUACGGAACAAAGUUGCCUACUUACGCCAUGCGGCCCUACUCAACGUGGUGCUCUGUCUGCUGGCCGCAGACACCUGCUUCCUGGGAGCCCCACUGCUUCCCCCAGGACCCAGAAGUCCACUCUGCCUGGCCGCUGCCUUCCUCUGUCAUUUCCUCUACCUGGCCACCUUUUUCUGGAUGCUGGCUCAGGCCCUGAUGUUGGCCCACCAGUUGCUCUUUGUCUUCCAUCAGCUGUCCAAGCGCCGAGUGCUCUCCCUCAUGGUGGUUCUUGGCUACCUGUGCCCCAUGGGGUUUGCAGGUGUCGCCUUGGGCCUCUAUCUACCUCGAGGGCAAUAUCUGGGAGAGGGGGCGUGCUGGUUGGAUGGAAAGGGAGGGGCGCUGUACACCUUUGUGGGGCCGGUGCUGGUCAUUGUGGGCCUGAAUGGGCUGGUACUAGGCAUGACCAUGCUGAAGUUGCUGAGACCUUCGCUGUCAGAGGGACCCCAGGUGGAGAAGCGCCAAGACCUUCUGGGGGUGAUCAAAGCCCUGCUUGUACUCACACCCAUCUUUGGUCUCACCUGGGGGCUGGGCCUGGCCACUCUGCUAGAGGAAGCCUCCAUAGUCCCUCACUACAUCUUCACAAUUCUCAACACCUCCCAGGGUGUCUUCAUCUUAUGGUUUGGUUGCCUUAUGGACAAGAAAGUACAACAGGCUUUACGCAGACGCUUCUGCCGUGCCCCACCCCCCAACUCCACCAUCUCCCUGGCCACAAGUGAGACCCACAUCCUGGAACACAGCAAAGGAAGAAGUGAAAAUGCCAGGUGA
This is a messenger RNA of Pteronotus mesoamericanus, 2988 nucleotides long. RefSeq names its product adhesion G protein-coupled receptor F3 (gene ADGRF3). Gene Ontology annotation, cellular component: membrane. Gene Ontology annotation, biological process: adenylate cyclase-activating G protein-coupled receptor signaling pathway; cell surface receptor signaling pathway. The record is from RefSeq and is a predicted model, not a curated record. Gene Ontology annotation, molecular function: G protein-coupled receptor activity. The coding region runs from base 1 to 2988 and encodes 995 amino acids. Lineage: Eukaryota; Metazoa; Chordata; Mammalia; Chiroptera; Mormoopidae. The transcript has 13 exons.